AUCAAUCACAUCCAUCCUCCAUUCUCUCUCUCUCUCUCUCUCUUCCUCACACAUGAAGCUUACAUCUCAAACCACCCAAACUGCUACCAGGCAAACUGAUAAUCACAGUCAUCAGACCACCCAAACCCCUCAAACAAAAUGCACUGUUCCUCCCGUCUCUCUCUCCCCCUUCUCCUCUUACUCCUAUCACUCCCUCCCCUCCCUUCUCUCUUCACCAAUGAGCAUCAUCCAAACAACAACCACCAACAACCCAACAACAAGAAUCUCCACCCAAACACCAUGAAUCCAUCUGAACUCGAAACCCUUUUCAAGAUCAUGGAAACCAUUUCCUCUGACAAGAACUGGAGACUAUCCUACCCCAACCCUUGCCGAACAGGCUUAUCCUGGCCUGGGAUAGAGUGCAAGCCAGGAAAUGACAGCCACCUCCAUGUGACUAGGCUUGAUUUUGGCACACCACCAAACCCAACUUGUAAAGCCACAGCCAUGCUCCCUUCACAGCUCUUUGACCUCCCCUUCCUUCAAUCCCUGUUCAUCUUUCACUGCUUCACUCACACAAAAACCACCCUCUCUGUUUCAGGAAACAGAGUUGUUGUCUCCUCUUCACUUCAACAACUCAGUUUCAGAUCAAAUUCAGCACUAAUUGGCUCAAUCCCACCUCAAAUCUCCUCAUUAAAAUCCCUCCAGAUCCUCACAUUGUCACAGAACCGCCUUUCCGGGCAAAUUCCGGUCGAGGUUUUUGCUUUAAGCUCCUUGGUUCACCUUGAUCUCAGCUACAAUUUGCUCACAGGCACCAUACCAAAUCAAGUGGGAAGCCUCAGAAAUCUGGUGGGACUUGAUUUGAGCUAUAAUUCAUUAUCAGGAGCAAUCCCAAGCACAAUAGGCCAACUGGGUAUGCUUCAGAAGCUGGAUUUGAGCUCAAACUCUCUGUUUGGUGGAAUCCCUGAGAGCAUUGAGAGGCUAAAUUCUCUCUUCUUUUUGGCUCUGAGCAACAAUAGAUUGAAAGGAAAUUUCCCAAAAGGGUUUGAAAAAUUGCAGGGUUUGCAGUACUUCAUAAUGGAUGAUAACCCAAUGUUUGUAUCUUUGCCAGCAGAAUUUGGUCAGCUGCAGAAGUUGCAAGAGCUAAGGCUUGCAAAUUCUGGGUAUUCAGGCACAAUCCCACCAGCAUUUUCCCAGCUCAAGAAUUUAAGCACACUGUCACUGCAAAACAACCGAUUAACGGGCGAAAUCCCGGCUGGUUUCGGGGGCCUUCCGCACAUGUAUCACCUGAAUUUGAGCAGAAACUUCUUGGGUGGUGUUGUUCCUUUCAACUCAAGUUUUCUGAACAGGCUAGGAGCAAAUUUGGACCUGAGUGGAAAUCCAGGGCUGUGUUUGAGCCCAUCUGAAGCGGAGAUUGUGAAGUUUGGAAUUACUGUUUGUGGAAAGAACAGGACUGGCUCUCUGAUUCAUCCAGUAAAGAAGUCUGAGGCUCCAUGUGGAUUGCUCAGAUCAUUUCUGAUUUUUGGUGCUUUAGGCUUUAUGGCACUUCAACAUUUGCUCAGAUCAUCAGUGUGAAUUAGAUCUCUCUAUUUUAUUAUGUUUCCACUGUGAUGGGUUAUUACUCCUACUGUAUUUUCUCGGCCGUUUUCUGUUCAUUGAUCUUAAAUUUUGCAUAGUGUAGUUUGGACUGAA
Rhododendron vialii is the source of this 1668-nucleotide messenger RNA. RefSeq names its product receptor like protein 29. The coding region runs from base 139 to 1551 and encodes 470 amino acids. Lineage: Eukaryota; Viridiplantae; Streptophyta; Magnoliopsida; Ericales; Ericaceae. The record is from RefSeq and is a predicted model, not a curated record. Gene Ontology annotation, molecular function: protein binding. The transcript has a single exon.